AUAAUCACCCCAAAAAUAAAUACAAACAUCGAUAAUUAAGUGCAGAGAGAGAGAGAGAAGAGUUUCACAUCAGCGGUCAGCUUACCGCCGACGAUUCUGGAGCCGGAAUUCGUGAAAGAGAUCGGCAACAUCACAAUGCCGGCUGGCAGGGACGUGAAGCUCGCCUGUACAGUGAAAAAUUUAGGAUCGUACAAAGUAGCCUGGAUGCUGUUCGACCAGUCGGCCAUACUGACGGUGCACAAUCACGUGAUCACGAGGAAUCCGAGAAUAUCCGUGUCGCACGACAAGCACCGCACCUGGUACCUACAUAUCAGCAACGUCCAGGAGGAGGACAAGGGCAGGUACAUGUGUCAGAUAAACACGGCCACGGCUAAAACCCAGUACGGAUAUCUUCACGUCGUCGUGCCGCCGAACAUCGACGACUCGCAGAGCUCGUCCGACGUCAUAGUGCGCGAGGGCGCGAACGUGUCGCUGUCGUGCAACGCGAGCGGCAGCCCGACGCCGAGCAUCCGCUGGAAGCGCGACGACAACAACAAAAUCAACAUCAACAAAACCCUGUCCGUGACCGAGUGGCUGGGCAACACCCUGGAAAUAAGCCGCAUCUCCAGGCUGGACAUGGGCAAUUAUCUGUGCAUAGCCAGCAACAAUGUGCCUCCGUCGGUCAGCAAGCAGAUCAAGGUGUCCGUCGACUUGAAGGAGAAAGAAUUGUAUUUGCAAAAUCCCGAUAACUCUGAUGUUGAGAACUAG
Messenger RNA from Trichogramma pretiosum, 747 nucleotides. Its product is annotated as lachesin-like. Lineage: Eukaryota; Metazoa; Arthropoda; Insecta; Hymenoptera; Trichogrammatidae. The record is from RefSeq and is a predicted model, not a curated record. The transcript is spliced from 6 exons. Gene Ontology annotation, cellular component: neuron projection. The coding region runs from base 136 to 747 and encodes 203 amino acids.